Messenger RNA from Dictyostelium purpureum, 636 nucleotides. RefSeq lists its product as uncharacterized. NCBI's taxonomy places the organism in Eukaryota, Evosea, Eumycetozoa, Dictyosteliales, Dictyosteliaceae. The transcript is spliced from 2 exons. The record is from RefSeq and is a predicted model, not a curated record. Bases 1 to 636 code for a protein of 211 amino acids.
AUGUUUCAAUUUCAAACCUCAAUAAAAAAAAAAACAAACUCAAUCGAAUAUUCAUGUCUUGAUUGCGGUCAUACAAUAGAGGCAGAGUAUGAAAAAAGUGAUACAUUCACAUUUCAAUGUGGCUGUGCAACCGAGGAAGUAGUUGGUGGUGAGGGUGAAAAGGGUAUCAAUAUUUUCACACCCUCUGUGUUAAGAAAACAACAUCCCAAGACUAGUAAUUUUUAUUAUAAAAACUCUAGUGGAGUGUUUACCUCAUACGAUGCACUAUUGGUUUUCUGCUUCAAAAGUAAAAAGGAGUUUGAAGUUGACCAUAUAAUUCCCCUCAUUGUUUUUUCAAAUAGUUUAAAUAGUUACUUCACUCCAGAAGACACUCUAGGAUCUGUUAAUACUUUUAUUGCAGGUCUCAAAGAAAUUGUAAAUAGACCCCAUAAUUUAUGUGUAGUCGAGAAGACUCUCAAUAGUUAUCCCAACAAUCAAGAAAGACAAAACUAUCUAUACGAACAAAGAGAAAAUGUUUCUAAAACUUUAAAUGCCGUUAACGUUUAUAAUAAAAAAUUUGCUUCACUAGUUCAUGAUAAUUAUAUUAGCUAUUUCACAAAAUUAAACAAUAAUGAUGAUAAUGAAGAAAGCGACUAA